Molecule: messenger RNA, 1674 nt
Organism: Lodderomyces beijingensis
Lineage: Eukaryota; Fungi; Ascomycota; Pichiomycetes; Serinales; Debaryomycetaceae
Source: the annotation of a GenBank genome assembly
AUGGCAACGUCACCAUCAUUCCCGUCGGCAAGAUCAUACAAUUCGGUGCUCGACUUCAAAUCGUCAUCGUCGGCGGUGAGUCCCGUCACGUCGUCGUCGUCGGCCGUGAGCAGAAACAGCCAAGGCUGGAUAGUGCAGAAGUUUGGAGGCACUUCAGUCGGCAAGUUUGCCGAGGACAUAGUCGAGAACAUUGUGCGGGUGUUUAACCAACAGAAUAAAGUCGCCGUGGUCUGCUCCGCGCGCUCGUCCAACACCAAGAGCGAAGGCACCACGUCGCGCUUGCUCCGUGCUGUCGAGUUGGCCUCGCAAAAUGGAGACUUUGCCAGCUUGCUAGACGUGAUUGAGGUGGAUCACGUUGAAAACUGCGGUUGCAAAAUCAAGUCGCUGGCGAUUCGCAAACAAUUAACCCACGAUAUCAAGCUGGAGAUUCAACAUGGGCGAGAACUAUUGCAUGCGUGUCAGAUCAUUGGCGAAAUCAGCCCCAGAAGUCUCGACUCGAUCAUGUCCUUGGGUGAAAAAUUGUCGUGCUUGUUUAUGACUGCUUUAAUGCAGGACCACGAUUUAAAUGCCGUUUACAUUGAUUUAUCGGAUUUGAUCCCCUUGACCUACAACUUCAAUAACGGGUUUGACGAUGCCUUUUACCGGUUCAUGUCUGAUGAAAUUGGCGCUAGAAUCAAAGAAGUUACUGAAAACAACAACGAAGACGACGUGAUCCCCGUGCUCACUGGUUAUUUCGGAAUCGUGCCUGGUGGAUUAUUGAACGGGGUAGGCAGAGGCUAUACUGAUCUAUGUGCCGCGUUAGCUGCCGUUGGAAUCCAAGCCGACGAGCUACAAAUCUGGAAAGAAGUCGAUGGUAUAUUCACGGCCGAUCCACGGAAAGUGCCCAAUGCGCGAUUGCUAGACAGCGUCACCCCGGAGGAAGCCGCCGAGUUGACCUACUACGGAAGCGAAGUUAUACACCCAUUCACCAUGGAACAAGUGAUCAAGGCCAAAAUACCGAUUAGAAUCAAAAACGUGGAAAACCCCAAGGGCAAAGGCACCGUGAUUUACCCCGACAACAUUGCAAGACGCGGAGAAGAAACCCCCCCGCAUCCACCCGCCGCUUACGAGACCCUUUCCUCGAGCUACAUCUCGCUGCACAAGCGCCGUUCCGCCACCGCCAUCACCGCCAAGCAGGACAUUGUGGUGAUCAACAUCCACUCAAACAAAAAGACGUUGAGCCACGGAUUCCUAGCCCACAUCUUCACCACCUUGGACAAGUACAAGCUCGUUGUCGACUUGAUCUCGACCUCGGAAGUGCACGUCUCGAUGGCACUCUCGGUGCAAAUCGACCAAGAGUUGCAGCUCAAGAAUGCCAUUCACGAGUUGACGAGAAUGGGCUCGGUGGACGUGACGCGGAAAAUGACGAUCAUCUCGCUCGUGGGCAAGCAAAUGGUGAAUUUCAUUGGCAUCGCGGGCAACAUGUUCAAGAUUUUGGCUGAUGAACGCAUCAACAUCGAGAUGAUUAGCCAGGGUGCCAACGAGAUCAACAUCAGUGCUGUUAUAAAUGAGAAGGACACGUUGCGUGCGUUGAGGUCGGUGCAUGCGCAUUUGCUAGAGGGCAACCAUUUUGUCUACGAGCUGGAGAACGCUAGCGCUGUUGACGUUAGAUUGGAGGCUUUGAAGAUGCUGUAG